AUGUCGGCAACCAUGCUAAGCGACCCAUUGGUAGUUUCACCAGCCGAAACUCAACCUCCUCCGCCGCCGGCGGCCACCGCCACCGCCGAAGUGGAAUCAGCAAGCUGCGACUGCUGCGGCCUGACGGAGGAAUGCACGCCGGCGUACAUCGAAAGGGUACGGGAGAGGUACCACGGCAAAUGGAUAUGCGGCUUAUGCGCCGAAGCGGUGAAAGACGAGAUCGUGAGAACGGAGGAAAGACUGAUAAGCACGGAAGAAGCUCUGAACAGGCACAUGAACUUCUGCAAGAAAUUCUCGUCGUCUCCGGAGCCAACUCCGAUCGACCCGACCCUGCAUUUGAUCUCGGCCAUGCGACAGAUCCUGCGGCGGAGUUUGGAUUCGCCGAGGUCGUCCCCUCGAGGGCCGAGAUCUACUCCCGGGAGCCCCACGACGAAGUCUGUGGUGAAGCUGACGAGGUCCGGGAGUUGCUUCUCGACCCUGUCUAGUUGA
This is a messenger RNA of Linum tenue, 489 nucleotides long. Lineage: Eukaryota; Viridiplantae; Streptophyta; Magnoliopsida; Malpighiales; Linaceae. The record is from the annotation of a GenBank genome assembly.